This is a messenger RNA of Entrophospora sp. SA101, 969 nucleotides long. Lineage: Eukaryota; Fungi; Glomeromycota; Glomeromycetes; Entrophosporales; Entrophosporaceae. The record is from the annotation of a GenBank genome assembly.
AUGAGUUUCUCAUGGGAGGAGGAGGAGUUGAUGGAGCAAUUCACAGGUUAUGAUUUACCAGCAAAAUAUAUUAUUCAUACUGUUGGGCCUGUAGGAGAACACGAAGAACUUCUCAAUAGUGCUUAUAGACGAUCAUUAGAAGUUAUGAUUGACAACAACCUUAAGAGUAUAGCAUUUUCAAAUAUAAGCACAGGUGUUUAUGGAUAUCCUCGUGUUGGUGCUGCACAAGUGGCUAUGAAAACAAUUAGAAAAUGGAUGGAUGAUUUUGAACAUAUUGAAAAGAUUGAUAGAAUAAUCUUUUGUGUUUUUGAGGAAAGUAAUAGAAAAAUAUACGAGGGAUUAUUGCCUUUAUACUUUCCACCACCACCUGAAGGUAGUGAUAAUGAUGCUGAUAUAUUAGAAAAACAAGAAAAAGAGAAUGAUGCUGGUACAGCAGAGAAACAAGAAGAGGUGAAUGAAGCUGAUACAGCGGAGAAACAAGAAAAGGUGAAUGAAGCCGAUACAGUGGAGAAACAAGAAAAGGAGAAUGAAGCCGAUACAGUGGAGAAACAAGAAAAGGAGAAUGAAGCUGAUAAAAUGGAGGAACAAGAAAAGGAGAAUGAAGCUGAUACAAUGGAUGAACAAGAAAAAGAGAAUGAUGUUGAUUCAGGAGAGGAACAAGAACAAAGUAACAAAGAUGAUAAAAUGGAGGAACAAGAACAAAGUAACAAAGAUGAUACAAUGGAGGAACAAGAACAAAGUAACAAAGAUGAUAAAAUGGAGGAACAAGAACAAAGUAACAAAGAUGAUAAAAUGGAGGAGGAACCAGAACAAAGUAACAAAGAUGAUAAAAUGGAGGAGGAAUCAGAACAAAGUAACAAGGUUGAUACAGUGGAGAAACAACAAAAAGAGAAUGAAACUAUUAACGAAAUUAAGCAAGAAAAUGAUGAUGAAACUAUUGAAAAUAAACAAGAAGAAAUUAAAUCAUGA